This is a messenger RNA of Schizophyllum commune H4-8, 668 nucleotides long. RefSeq names its product Non-catalytic module family EXPN protein. The coding region runs from base 249 to 617 and encodes 122 amino acids. The record is from RefSeq and is a predicted model, not a curated record. NCBI's taxonomy places the organism in Eukaryota, Fungi, Basidiomycota, Agaricomycetes, Agaricales, Schizophyllaceae. The transcript has 3 exons.
CUUUAUUACCCGGUGCGGCUCAAUUAUCCUGUUUUGUUUCCAACGUGGCGGGCGCACUCCGCUGCGUUCGGCGAUGAGCACCAGUAAGCGACACGGUUGAGUGAGUCUAUAGUGAAUCGCGUAUAAAAGGCAGCUAGGGAGGGCCUCAGAAGCCAACAACUCACUGGUCUUCACCUUCUACACUCUCGAGCAUUUCCAUUCGCUCCCCACUCUCCUUCUUUCACCCACUUUCAACUUCAUCCAUCACGAUGUUCGCCAAGCUCGCUGUCGCCUUCCUUACCCUUUCCGGCGCCGCCUUCGCGAUGCCCGUUCACACCCUUGAGGCUCGCAACCUCGGACGGGCCACCUACUACGACCCGAACGGCGGCUAUGGCGCCUGCGGCAACCCUCUCCAGAACACGGACAUGAUUGUCGCGCUCUCUGCUGACCAGUACCUCGCUGGCGCUAACUGCGGCAAGCAGCUCGUUGCGACCCACGCCGGCAAGUCCGUCACCGUUACCGUGGCCGACCUUUGCCCUGGCUGCGCCGCCAACGGCCUCGAUCUCUCGAGCACAGCGUUCGCGCAGCUCGCAGCCCUUGGAGAGGGCAACAUUGACGUCGACUGGCACUUCGUCUAAGUGCUGAUCAGCACGCUGUACAUUUACAAGUGCCAUCGCGUCGGGCAUCUC